GCUCUGCUGUGCUGAACCUCACUUCCGGAAAGUGAUUCGGGGGACAACAGUGUUUUUGAUUUAGUGGUAAAGCAGAAUGAGUGCAGGAGAACCAAACCCAGCCGCCACACCCACUCCCUGUGAAGACACGCAGGGAGAUGGACGAUGGAUGUCUAUGCACAAUCGGUUUGUGUCCGACAGCAAAGACAAGGAACCUGAUGUCCUGUUUGUUGGAGACUCUCUUGUUCAGCUCAUGCACGAGUUUGGGAUAUGGCGUCAGUUGUUCUCACCUCUCCAUUGCCUUAAUUUUGGGGUGGGUGGUGAUGCAACACAACAUGUGCUGUGGCGACUGAGCAACGGUGAACUGGAUAACAUCAGCCCAAAGGUCGUAGUGCUGUGGGUAGGAACUAACAAUCAUGGUCACACUCCUGAACAGAUCUGUGGAGGCAUCUUGGCUAUUAUCCAAGUUAUCAAGAACAAGCUUCCCAAUGCCCACACGCUUGUACUUAGUUUACUGCCCAGAGGAAAAAUGCCAAACCCUCUACGGGAGAGAAAUGCCAAGGUGAACGAGCUAGUAAAAGACACCUUAACAUCUCUUCCCCGUGCCUCCUUCUUCAAUGUAGACCCCGGCUUUGUUCACUCCAAUGGUAGCAUCUCCCACCAGGACAUGUACGACUACCUUCACCUGACCCCGAAAGGAUAUCAAGCUGUAUGUGAACCUUUGCAUGCCCAUCUUAAGGCCCUGCUAGGUGAACCUACUGACAACUGAGCAUCUAGGUCACAAAAGUACACUACCACAGUGGUCCUUGUCCCUGUUUCAAGAAACCAUUGCACUUAUAUUAUUAAGAUGUGUAAUGAUGGAUAGAAUCAGUUAUUGAGGGCUAAGAGCUGCAUAAACUAUUUGUGGAAGACCUCUUCAAGGCCUUGGUUGGUGACCACUGUUAAAGACAAUGUGACCAUACGGUUUUUGUUUAUAUGAAUUGACAAAUCCCUACUUCCAUU
Molecule: messenger RNA, 981 nt
Organism: Neolamprologus brichardi
Lineage: Eukaryota; Metazoa; Chordata; Actinopteri; Cichliformes; Cichlidae
Gene: pafah1b3
Product: platelet-activating factor acetylhydrolase, isoform Ib, gamma subunit
Cellular component (GO): cytoplasm
Molecular function (GO): platelet-activating factor acetyltransferase activity
Source: RefSeq, a predicted model, not a curated record